Messenger RNA from Euleptes europaea (tarantolino), 2649 nucleotides. RefSeq names its product thrombospondin type 1 domain containing 1 (gene THSD1). Lineage: Eukaryota; Metazoa; Chordata; Lepidosauria; Squamata; Sphaerodactylidae. Bases 59 to 2617 code for a protein of 852 amino acids. Gene Ontology annotation, cellular component: cell periphery. The record is from RefSeq and is a predicted model, not a curated record. The transcript has 4 exons.
CAGUGUCGUUUUUGAACCUAGAAGGGGACAUGUGGAGGAAAAGGGGCAGGGAGCCCACAUGAUCAGAAUGAGACAGGCGCUGAAAGAGUUCUCCAAUCUCUUGCUAGUCGUGCUCUGUGAUUAUGUUCUCGGAGCAAUGGAAUAUCUUCUGCUAGAACAACCAACUCAUGUAGCUUUAAGCAACAGUACUAUCUCACUGGAGUUCCGUCAUUAUUAUGGUGGGAACGUGACGCUGAAAAACACGUCCAUCUUGCUGCUAGAAGCAGGCACCAACCAAACCGUUGCCAAAAAAGUGCUCCCACAAAGCCAGUAUGAAGAUAUUGUCGUAUUUGAAUGUUAUCAUUUUAAGAAUGCGGGGACCUACUGGUUCAGAAGGGUCUCUGAAAUCAGCAAUGGCACUGAUACCCAGUGGAAUGAAGAGAGACUUCCUCUCAGCGUGGAGUGGCCUGAGUUUCAUAUUGAUCUAAGGACCUCAGAGAGACUUGGGAAUUCCCUUCAGCUCGGGCUGUUUACCAAUGAAUAUUUAUGUCCGAUAAAUAAGACGGUGAUUUCUCUGGAUGUAAUACUGACCAGCAGCUUAUAUGAUUUAGGAAAACUGAUCUCAAAUGAGACUGUAGGCCUGAGAACUCGCAAAGAACUGUCUCUUUCUAGGUCCCAGUGGGUCACGGUUGACUGCCAUGUGGUUGGCCAGUCAGCCUAUGUGGCAGCCUUACUGAGAUCAGCGAAGUCCCAUUCAGUUAUUGCUUCAACAGGACCUGUAGACAUUGGGCACCGAUUUGGAUACAAGAUCAUUGUGACACAAGAAACAAUAUGCGAGUCUUCCAUUGUGGUUUCAGUCAUUCCUCCUCCAUGUACUUCCGCCGCGGGGCACAUUGCCGUGUUCAAAGAUCCUCUUGAGCCUCCGAGUCAAAAGGCACCAAGGAUACAGGAAAACAUCCUGAAUCCAGAGGACAACCAGACAGAAUUCAACUGCACUCUGUUCAACGAGGGAACAAAUAAAUACUGUUUUGAGUUUAGACGUUCAAGCAGAAUAGAUUCUCCUCCGCAAGCAAAAGAAUGUGUGCUCAUUCUAAGGAAUAUUGGACACUGGAGUCUUUGGCAGGCCUGGAGUCCGUGUAGUGUGACCUGUGGAGACGGUGUCCGUGAGCGUAAUCGCGAGUGUCUCGCCUCAUUCCCAGUCCUGUUAAAACAAGGUUGCAAUGGGAUGCAUCAGGAGAUUUCUCCAUGCUCUUUGGAGGAAUGCUCUACCACAAAGUCUACACCAAUCAGUACUCUGCAUCCUGAAGGAAGCCAGGGGGGCAGUAAUAACCUGGUAACUGUUACUGGCAUAUCUCUGUGCUUAUCUAUCAUCUUUGCAACCAUCCUUAUCACUUUAUGGAGGAAGCUUUGUAAGGCCCAGAAGUGUAGCACCCCUGUGCGCUGUGACUCAGCCCACUCACCCGGCUUUCGGAAGAAUUCUGAUGAGGAGAAUAUCUGCCAAGAGAGACGGCAGCGAGAGAGCUUUUCUGAGGGAGGAGAAGCCCCGUGUUCAGAAUCUCUUGAGAUACCUUUGAAUUUCAGGAGAAGCUGCCAUUUUGCUCAAGCAGAAGAACAAGGAGGAGAAGUUUCUGGUACUGAGAGCUUUCAGGCCAAUGCUCAAAAAAUAAUCCCCCCAAUUUUCAGCUAUCGCCUUGCUCAGCGGCAGUUGAAAGAAAUGAAGAAGAAGGGUCUCACGGAAACAACCAAGGUUUAUCAUGUUUCCCAGAACCCUCUGACUGACACCAUGAGCACAGAAAACCAAGAGGCAAUGGCGACGGCAAACAAGUUUAGAAUCAAGUCUCCUUUUCUGGAGCAGCCACCCAACCAUCUCAAUGUAUCUGGGGAAAGGCCAUGUUCUAGGGCAGAUUUUACACUUCCUCAGGCCAAUCCCAUCCUGAGCCCCAGCCAGACCUUAAUUCGUCAGCUGAGAUAUCAAGACAGAGGAGAGCAGCCAGGAAUGGGCUAUCCAAGAUGCUCACAGUUCCGACGGACAGCUAGUUUUCACGAAACAAGGAAAGCCAAGCCAUUCAGAAAGAGAAGCAUGUCCACCCUUCCACCACGUCAGACUCCACUCUACCCUUGCCGAGCCAGAACAAGGGACCACGUUCCAGAAGAACAACAUCAGCUUAAAUCUAAAGACAUCGAGAAUAUAGAAGAGCUCCGCCUGUAUCACAGCACUGCUUCAACUAAUGAACCCUUGACCUAUGAGACACAGAUUCCCCACAAAUGGGAACCUCCUGGGAAGAAAACAGAUCUGGUCAGUAGUCGUCAAACUGCUUCCCAGGUAUUAUGUGUUGAAAGACCAGAGCAGAAGAGAAACAAAAAGGUCCCCUUUCAGAACCACAGGGAUAUUUGGAGGAAAGAAACUCCCACAUUGGCCAUCAGAGAGAACCAACAGAGAGCGAAAACUCUUAGCCCUACCCAGUAUAGAAAGAGCAAAUGCCAGAGCUUCCCAUCAGAUCCCAAAUACCACUUUUAUGACAAUACUUCUUUUGGUCUCACUGAAUCAGAACUGCAAAUCAUUGAUCUGCCUGGAUAUUUUGGCUCAAAUGAAGAAGGUGAAACGAGUACUCUAAGCAUGGAAAAACUGGUGCUCUGAAUGUCAUUCCAGAGACACAGAAGAAACUGUGG